AUGAUGGGACGGUCAAAUUAUGAAGUAAUGGCCAGAGAAGAAUACCAAGAUGUUUUCUCCUUUCCAAGCCAACUACCAUCAUUGGAUUUCAGUAGUUUUUCUGCUAAUUUGGAGUUUCAGCAUCAUUUGCCUAUCCAAGAAACUGCUUUUGAGGCUGAUCCUUUAAUGGGGAUGUUUCUGUAUGAUGAUCCCUUGUAUUCCAGUUUGAAUAUUGAACCAAUUCAGACCCAAAUUCCAGAGAAUUUCUUCUGCGGUUAUGGAAGUGCAUUGACAGGGUUUGAAACUUGGAAACCUCAGUUACUUUUGGAGAAUACUAAUGAAGAGAUAACUGCAGAGGAGCCAGUGCAGGAGGAGAAGAGAGUUAAAAGGCAAAGAGAGAUGAAAAACGAUGCAAGUAAUUGUAAAAUCUUAUCCAGGGAAACAAUUUCUCAGUAUUUUUACAUGCCAAUUACAAAAGCUGCAAGGGAACUCAAUGUGGGAUUAACCCUUUUGAAGAAACGGUGUAGAGAAUUAGGAAUUAGAAGGUGGCCACACAGGAAGUUGAUGAGUCUACAAACCCUAAUCAAUAAUGUCCAGGAACUUGGACAAGAGGAAGGAGAAGGGAAGCUGAGAGAUGCAAUACAGAUUUUGGAACAAGAGAAGAAGUUGAUGGAAAAGAUACCUGAUAUGCAAUUGGAAGACAAAACUAAGAGGUUGAGGCAAGCAUGUUUUAAAGUAAAUUACAAGAAGAGAAAGCUCUUGGCCGGAAUGUCGUCGAUGAUGCCAGAGUCAAAAUCUGCAGGUUCUAGUGAUAAUCCAGCAGCAAGUGUUGAAAUGAAUGUUUUAGACUGUGGUGGCUGUAGGGAUGAAGACGACGAUGAUGAUGGAGAGAUAAAAUCUCUCUUGUCUAACUGUUUUUCUUCUAGUAGUGACAGUCUUUCGAGUCUUGUCGAAGUCAUAGUCAAGUAG
Fraxinus pennsylvanica is the source of this 948-nucleotide messenger RNA. NCBI's taxonomy places the organism in Eukaryota, Viridiplantae, Streptophyta, Magnoliopsida, Lamiales, Oleaceae. The record is from the annotation of a GenBank genome assembly.